AUGAAUACAGUGUUGAAUUGCCGGAACCGCGAAUCAGGCCGCGGUUUCUCUUACCAGUACGAUGCACCACUAUGCCGGUUGCACGUUCACCAGCGGGACAGUUGGAAAGGUAUUACGCCGUCCACGUUCUCGGCGGAUUACAAUCCCUCACCUCCGAUUCUGGCAGCCAAAUUUUCAAAGUGCCAUGGACAGGAACACAUUCUGGCGAUUGCGAACGAGGAUGGAAAGAUAGCGCUGCAGGAUACGAACCUCACAAACCAGGAACCGGGUGGCGAACGGGCACUCGAAGGGUGGCAGUGUCACUACAAUGCAGUGUUUGAUAUCGAAUGGAUGCCGGGCGCAAUGAAGCUGGUGACGGCAUCGGGAGAUCACACCGCCACGCUUUGGACGCUGGCCGAAACUCGCAUGGUCAGCACACAAAUGUUCCGCGGUCACUCGCGGUCGGUAAAAACAGUCGCUUUCCGGCGCGAUGAUUCGGCAGUCUUCGCCACGGGUGGUAGGGACGGAGCUAUACUGAUCUGGGACAUACGGGCCCAGGUCGGGCUGGAUAUGACACCACGUGCGGACAAUUGCAUCUACAGUGGACAUGCCGGUGGACCGGGCACACCAUCCUCGCACCGGAAGCGAACACGCCAGACGCCAAAGAUACCAGCACAAGGGUGUAGCAGCAGCAUUACCGGAUUAGCCUUUCAGGACGGCAAUACGCUGAUAUCGUGUGGUGCCGGUGACGGGGUGGUGAAGGUUUGGGAUACGCGGCGCCAUUACACCAGUCACCAGCGGGAACCAAUGCCAAAGCAUAGCUUUUCAUACGCGGGCACUACGACGCUGAAGGGUUUUACCAAUCUCGUCAUCGACGACAAGCGGCACCGGUUGUAUGUGAACUGUAUGGACAACCACAUCUACUGUUACAACAUAUCUACGUACGAUGGGAAACCGCUGCAGCGGUAUAGCGGAUUUAACAACGGAACGUUCUAUGUGAAGGCUGCGCUCAGCUCGGAUGGCCAAUAUCUGAUCAGUGGUUCCAGUGACGAGCGCUGCUAUAUUUGGAACGUGGACAAUCCAAACCCACUGUUGAAACUGUCGGGACACUCGGCGGAAGUGACGAGUGUGGCCUGGAUGCAGAGUGACCGUGACGUGCGCAUAGUGACCUGCAGUGACGACGCGCGCCACAAGGUGUGGCGGAUCGGGCCCGAAGAGAUGGAUUCGGACGAGUUGCAACAGCUGCGCGGCAAGGCUGAGUAUUGCGAUUCCUAUCGUUCGGAUCAUGCGGAAAAGCUUCGAUUGAAAGCGCUAGAAUUCACACCGAGAUCUGUCCGGGGGCUCAUGCAACGUAACGAAACUACACCGAGCACCCAGGAGGAUGUAAACCGCACGCCAAAAGCGUCCGGUGGUGGCUUUAAGAUGUGGGCGGGUACGUUCAGCGCCGGUGCGUCCGCUUCCGAGCGGGCAGCGAAGCGAAGUUUCUCCGACAUUGCGGAAGCGGAUGGUCAUCAUCGUCCACCAGUAAAACGAACGUAUCGCGAGGAAGGCCGUGGCCGUCGGUUGUUCAGUCCGGCAAACUCGAAAUCGUCGUACAGCUUUAAAGCCCUUGAAAUUGCCGCCAGUUCCUCCACCUCUCGCAGUCUCAACGUCAUUCUGGAAGCGUCCGAAGAACUAACCGUUGGGUUGUCACCCUGUAAAUCUCCGCUAGCUACCGCAGAUCUUAACAUACGCUCCCCGGACCAAUCGCUGGCGCAACGAUGCGCAUCACCAACGUUGAACCUAAUUCUUCCAAACUAUGUACUCGACGGAGAGGCACCGCAUCUGGUAAACGUGCUGGCCGCUUCCGGAGGUAGUGAGCGUGGCAACCGAUCAGCCUUCUCCAGCAGUCUGCCGUUCGGCGAAAGCUCCAGCCCGGUCGGUAGUGGUGCUGUAAAGCGAAAGAUGAAGGAACGCUUGGACUGGUUGACAAAGAUACGAAAGCAGAAACAGUUACAGGCUGCCAAAGGUAUCGAAAACAGUUACGGCACGUCGUUGGAGAAAGCAACAGCAGCAGCAUCGCACCUUCUUUCGCCACGGCUUCAGCAGUUGAAAUCGUGUGACGAGGGAGUCAGUGGGGAAAGUAAUCAUCACACGCAAGAGCAUAGUAUCGCUACCAGCAGUGCCGAAACACCAACAACGCCACGUAGACGAUCUUCUUGGGCUUUGAGUAACGGUAGUCCUCGGGAGUGCGUGGAAGAUACAACCCAUCGAGCUGCUGCAAGGACAACGCCAAGAAGCAGACGAUAUUCAAUGAACGGCAUACGGGUUGGAACAUCGGAUUCCACCUCGAUAAGACGGUUCCUAACCGUGACUACACCUACCAGCCGAACAAAUGCUCAGGCGUCUAGUUGA
Messenger RNA from Anopheles marshallii, 2373 nucleotides. It is a transcript of the gene l(2)dtl, whose product is annotated as protein lethal(2)denticleless. Bases 1 to 2373 code for a protein of 790 amino acids. Gene Ontology annotation, molecular function: protein-macromolecule adaptor activity; protein binding. Gene Ontology annotation, cellular component: nucleus. Lineage: Eukaryota; Metazoa; Arthropoda; Insecta; Diptera; Culicidae. The transcript has 2 exons. The record is from RefSeq and is a predicted model, not a curated record. Gene Ontology annotation, biological process: mitotic G2 DNA damage checkpoint signaling; proteasome-mediated ubiquitin-dependent protein catabolic process.